AAGAGGGCAUCCAGCCUGCGCCGAAGGAAGGCGUCGCCAAUGCCCCUCCCCCCACCGUCCUUCACUUAGGUCGAGGGUCCGGCGAUCGUAUUGAAGAGUUUAUGUUUUUUCAUUCUCGUGGAGUAGGUUUUAAGGAGUUUGCCUGCCGCAGAGUUGCUUUGCUCGUCGCUUCUUCUGGCGAUUCCGCCUUCCACGGCCAGUGCAUGCGCAUAGGAGCUGGGGAAGUUAGCUUGUCCGGAGGGUUGCAUAGCUUUCUUUUGAGUGUACCCAAUGCAUCCUCCUCUUACUUUGCACAAGCACCCAGCGUGUGCUGAGCUGAUUGUGAAUUUCAAGAAAUGUCAUGAGGACCACCCUUUCCUGAAGUUCUUUGGAGCGUGCAACGACCUGAAAAUUCAAUUGGACAAGUGCUUUCGAGAAGAGAAGCAAAUGAAACGGAAGGCGAAUUUCGAGGCAAGCAAGCAGUUCAAGGAGAAGCUUAAAGCUAGCAAAGCCGCAAAGGUCGCCUCCGAGUCCACCACGCCUGCCUCUGCAUAAUCGUGGGGUCGAGUGCAGCUACUUGGUUAUCAGAUAUCGUGUUAUCAGAGUUGUCAUACCACAACAAGAUUGUUAUAGAUGGAGUCUGUGCCAUCAGAUGCAAAUGAUGUCACGAACUGGGAGAAACUGCCUGAUAUUCCCGAGACCGAAGCUGCAGUGCUGGAGACCCCUUCCGCAACUGGUUGGGAAGCACGGAUUAAUAAUAGGAAACCUCGCAUUAUUCUGGCAGCUAGUGGGAGUGUAGCUGCAAUCAAAUUUGGCAUCCUUGCAGACAGCUUAUCAGAUUGGGCCGAAGUAAGAGCAGUAGCAACGAAACCUUCUUUGCAUUUCGUUGACAAGAAAGGCUUGCCAGCAACCGUGAAGUUGUAUACAGACGAAGACGAGUGGUCUAGCU
Molecule: messenger RNA, 928 nt
Organism: Physcomitrium patens
Lineage: Eukaryota; Viridiplantae; Streptophyta; Bryopsida; Funariales; Funariaceae
Cellular component (GO): mitochondrion
Source: RefSeq, a predicted model, not a curated record